AUGUCAAACAACAUGGCCAAGAUUGCAGAUGCACGGAAGACGGUGGAGCAGCUGAAGCUUGAGGUCAACAUAGAGAGGAUGAUGGUAUCUAAAGCAGCGGCGGAUCUGAUGUCCUACUGUGAAUCCCAUGCCAAAGAGGACCCUCUGGUGACGCCGGUGCCCUCAUCAGAGAACCCGUUCAGAGAGAAGAAACUAUUCUGUGAAAUACUAUAA
Messenger RNA from Salarias fasciatus (jewelled blenny), 213 nucleotides. RefSeq names its product guanine nucleotide binding protein (G protein), gamma 8 (gene gng8). Gene Ontology annotation, biological process: G protein-coupled receptor signaling pathway. The coding region runs from base 1 to 213 and encodes 70 amino acids. The transcript is spliced from 2 exons. NCBI's taxonomy places the organism in Eukaryota, Metazoa, Chordata, Actinopteri, Blenniiformes, Blenniidae. Gene Ontology annotation, cellular component: heterotrimeric G-protein complex. Gene Ontology annotation, molecular function: G-protein beta-subunit binding. The record is from RefSeq and is a predicted model, not a curated record.